GCACUCCCCAGAGCUACAAGCCCACAAUCCAAUUCUCAGGUAACUGUAGCCCAAACCCGAAAAUCUUAUCUAGUCGCUGCGGCGACGUCAGGGACUGGGAGACAGGAGACAUCCGACGUCAGACCUCUUUUUUCUGAUGCAUCAACCAACUAAGCAAAUAUAAACCAUUGGAUCGCAGGUCGCAAUCCAAUUCUGGCCUUAGAUUUUCAGUAUCAUCUCCACGUAUCCGUUCCUAUUUUUAAAUAAGCCCAAGGCAGGGCUCCAGUUGACUGAAACAGAGCGUCUGCAAUUCUCAACUUCCUCGGCUGAGUCCACAUAUCGAAAUCUCUCACCAGAUAGUCCUGCUUACGUAUUUAUUGUUUUCUCCACCAUUGUAAAGGCGAAUAUUGAGAGCAUUGGGGAUCUGAGGGUCGAUGGAAAUAGAGCUGGUGGAAUUGUUUGAGGUCACGACGAAAGCCGCUGAUGCCGCUGCCAGUGAGGGAGUUUCCUCCAAUGGACCGGAGGUGGUGAGGUGCGUCGAUGCACUGAAACAGCUCAAGAAGUUUCCGGUUACUUAUGAUAUUUUGGUAUCUACUCAGGUUGGUAAACGACUUCGACCUCUCACAAAGCAUCCUAGGGAAAAAAUCCAAACUGUGGCCUCUGACUUGCUAGAGAUUUGGAAAAAGGUAGUUAUUGAAGAGACCACUAGAAAGAAAAAUGGUGCUGUUGAUAAUAAAAGUUCAGGGAAAGCUGAGAUUUCAAUGGGAGAGACCGUUAACAUUGAGAAGGCUCAAAAAGCAGGUGCAGUAAAGGUUGAAAAGAUUGAUCGAGAAGAAGCUAUCAGGGUUGAAAGGGUGCCCAAAGAGGAGAAACGUGCUUCUAAUGUAAAGAAACCAUCACAAGCCCCCAUUGCUCCACCAAAGCUGACUGCAUUAGUGAAAUGCAAUGAUGCUUUACGUGACAAAGUUCGUGAACUUCUUGUGGAGGCCUUAUCCAAAGUUGCUAGUGAGGUUGAUGAGGAUGCCAGGGAUGAAGUAAGUGCAUGGGACCCAAUCCGAAUUGCUGUAGCCAUAGAAUCUGCAAUGUUUGAAAAGAUGGGUCGUUCAAAUGGAGCCCAAAAGGUCAAGUAUAGGUCCAUAAUGUUCAACAUGAAGGACCCAAAUAACCCUGAUUUGCGGAAAAGGGUUCUGCUUGGAGAGGUCAAACCAGAGAGACUCAUCACAAUGACACCUGAAGAAAUGGCAAGUGCACAGAGACAACGUGAAAAUAACCAAAUCAAAGAGAAAGCAUUAUUUGAUUGUGAGCGUGGUGGUCCGCCAAAAGCUACAACUGAUCAGUUUAAGUGUGGUCGUUGUGGUCAGCGCAAGACCACUUACUAUCAGAUGCAGACUAGGAGUGCAGAUGAACCUAUGACAACAUAUGUAACUUGCGUAAACUGCAACAAUCAUUGGAAAUUUUGCUAGUGGACAUAGGUAGGAUUGCCAUUCUCUGGAACAAAUUUGGAGCUGUUUACCACCUUCAUUGUAACAAAUCAUCAUCAUUUGAAUUUGGGAUCAGAUGUCUGGCUGAAAAUUCUUUCAUUUGUAUUUUUAAGGUCUUCAGGUGAUUUCUUCUAAUGUAGGAUUUUACCAUAUCUUUAAAAGGGAACUUUCUGCUGAGCA
This is a messenger RNA of Manihot esculenta (cassava), 1640 nucleotides long. Its product is annotated as transcription elongation factor TFIIS. Lineage: Eukaryota; Viridiplantae; Streptophyta; Magnoliopsida; Malpighiales; Euphorbiaceae. Gene Ontology annotation, biological process: transcription elongation by RNA polymerase II; DNA-templated transcription. The coding region runs from base 414 to 1442 and encodes 342 amino acids. Gene Ontology annotation, cellular component: nucleus. Gene Ontology annotation, molecular function: zinc ion binding; nucleic acid binding. The transcript is spliced from 3 exons. The record is from RefSeq and is a predicted model, not a curated record.